AUGACGACGAAGCCCUCUACUGAGUUCAGAUCACAUGAUCUUCUCGACCUCAACAUGGACUAUGCCCGCGUUCUUCUUCCAACCAUCAUCUAUAUCAUCAUCAUGAUAUUCGUCGGGGGUUUGGGUAACUCCGCGGUCUUACUGGUUUACUAUAGGACUUUCAAGCCGAGCUCCACCAGGACCUUCAUCCUUUCGCUUGGUGUCAUCAACCUCGUGGCGUGUCUCCUGAACUUUCCCUCGAAGAUCGUGGAGUACUGCUACCACUACACCUUCCACAGUCCCGGGGCGUGUCGGUGGUUGUAUGUGUUGAGAGCGGCGCUGGUGAUGUCCACGGGCUUCAUCUGCGUGGCCAUCGCAAUGGAUCGUCACAGACGAGUGUGUCGGCAGUGCACCGGUCAGUGGUCGGCCAAGGAAGCGAGGAAGGUGGUCGGUGUGUGCGUGAUGCUGGCAGCUAUCGUCAGCGGUCCGUACACCGCCUUCACGGGUGCACGCGAGGUCAGCACGCGCCAUCCAAACGUGACGGGGAUCACGUGUGGGGUGGAGAACCGCCACCUGGGGUCGACCCUGCUGGCGUGGUACCAAGUCCUCCUGAUCGUCAUGUUCCUGUGCGGUUUAAUUGUCAUAGUAACGUGCUACGUGCAAAUAGCUCACAAAGUCUGGAGGCAAACGAAGAGGGUCUCCGAGAUUCAGCGAAAGUCGGUUGAAAUCUUCUGGGGUGAGGAGACACAUCUCAGAAGCGGAGUUUCUUCCGUCAGAGCUGCAUUCGGCAACGGAAGGAUCCCGCGUUGA
Molecule: messenger RNA, 789 nt
Organism: Pomacea canaliculata
Lineage: Eukaryota; Metazoa; Mollusca; Gastropoda; Architaenioglossa; Ampullariidae
Product: vasopressin V1a receptor-like
Exons: 1
Coding region: 1-789 (262 amino acids)
Biological process (GO): neuropeptide signaling pathway
Cellular component (GO): membrane
Molecular function (GO): neuropeptide receptor activity
Source: RefSeq, a predicted model, not a curated record